Messenger RNA from Ricinus communis (castor bean), 1514 nucleotides. RefSeq names its product homeobox-leucine zipper protein ATHB-12. The record is from RefSeq and is a predicted model, not a curated record. Lineage: Eukaryota; Viridiplantae; Streptophyta; Magnoliopsida; Malpighiales; Euphorbiaceae. The transcript has 2 exons. Gene Ontology annotation, cellular component: nucleus. The coding region runs from base 419 to 1168 and encodes 249 amino acids. Gene Ontology annotation, molecular function: sequence-specific DNA binding; DNA-binding transcription factor activity, RNA polymerase II-specific. Gene Ontology annotation, biological process: positive regulation of DNA-templated transcription.
ACAAGUGUCACCUGGGCAGCACAAAGACCAGUUUGUUCUUUUCAAGAAACUAUAAAUCUUUUUGUUGCUUUCCUCUUUUCUAUCAAAGAAGAGAAACAUAGGCAGCUUGUCUUCCUGAAUAAGUGGCAAUGUACAGUGUCUAUUUGUAUUGAUCUCAACAGUGACAGGAAUGGGACAAAAGCAAUUAGCUAGCUAAAUGUAAUUUCCAAUAGGAAGGGUAACAUGAUAGGUACAACCACAAGGCAAAAGAGAGAGAGAGAGAGAGAGAGAGAGAGAACACGGUAUCUUACCUCAUUCAUUUAGAUAUCCUGAAAGCAAGCACUCCAAUUAAUUUAUUCAUUAGCUAUAAAUCCUGUUGCCCUUCUUCAACAUUUGGGUAAAUAAUGCAAGGAAAAAGUGUCUAAUCCUGUUUUAGAGUAUGACAAACAGAGUCUCCCACCAAAACAUGAGUAAUCAAAUAGAGGGAAAAGGGUACGACCCAGAAUCACCAGAUGCAAAACCUGAAACCUUUUCCUUUCAACAGCUCCCCCAGACUCAAAGGAAGAAGAAGGACUGCGCCAAGAACAGUAAGAGGAGGUUCAGUGAUGAGCAGGUCAGGUUACUAGAGUCAAUUUUUGAGUCGGAAACAAAACUUGAGCCAAGGAAGAAGUUGCUGCUAGCAGGAGAGCUUGGUCUUCAACCUCGGCAGAUUGCUAUAUGGUUUCAGAACAGAAGAGCUAGAUGGAAAUCAAAGCAGAUUGAGCAGGAAUACAGAAAAUUAAGAGCCAGUUAUGACAAACUAGCUUCCUGUUUUGACUCCUUGAAGAAUGAGAGACAGUCUUUGAUCAUACAGUUGCAGAAACUAAACGAACUAUUGGGUCAACCAUGUGAUGAGAAUCGGACUUGCAAAGGUGUGGACGACUGUACAACUGCCAUUACAGCAGAUAAUAGAAAUGUCAAUAGUGAUUCUGAAGCACAACAAGGAUUAAACAAUAGAGUAUUCAUUAGUUCAGAAGAGAAUCAGAGCAGAGAAAUUUUGCACUCGGUUGAUGAGGAACAUGAACAUUUGAACAGUGAUGAAUACACAGAUGGCUCAUUAGCAUCCCCUGAUCAAUGGUAUAGUUUUGAUUCCAGCGGACAGUUUGAUCUGUCAGCUAGCAGUACACAAUGGUUCAAUUUCUGCACAUGAAGUUUUGGUUGUUUACUCAAUAAACAGCCUCCAGGCAUUGGAUAGACCUUCACAGGGAAACAGGUUAGAUCAGCAUGAGAAGUCUAAGGUAGCAGUUCUAUAGCAGGAAUUAUAAAUCAAGCAUCCCCAUUGUAAAAAGGAUUAAGAUAUUUCCACUUCAUACAGAAUUACUAGCAGAAUUAGUUAGUGCAUUCUUGUUAUUCAAGACUAUGUAUGUAGUAGAUUGUAUGCAGGAUAACAUGAACCAAAUGCAUACAGAGUGAGAAUGCCUGAAAUGAUCAAAUGCAUGUACUUGUAUCAUCAAGGAAUUACCUCUACCAACUACAUAACUUUCGUUUUCUUGUCA